AUGCCACACCUCAAUCCCCUCUCCUGCUUUCAGCUUCUGCAGACAUCAUUGAAAGCUCUGGGCCGGCUCAUGGUGGUCCUGCUUGAGACAGAGACCACCCGGGGAUUCUUCCAGAACAUAGUCCAGGUCCUGCAGAGAUCACUGACCUCAAACAACAUGUGGGAGCGUAACAGGGCCCUGCAGACCUGCUCCCAGCUGCUGGCUGCUUGUGAAGGGCUUCCGAGAGGAGAUGCCUGUGAGUCCUUUGGCUCCUUGGUGGGAUUGCUGGCUCCGCUGACAUGUGACCCCAUGCCCACAUCCCGCCAGUUGGCCGCCACCUGCCUGAGCUCCCUUCUGCAAAUCCAAGCCAAGGCGGCCAACAGAGUCAUCGAGACAGGAGACACUGGGAGCCUGUGUGAGGGGCUGAAUGACUGCAGCACCGCUGCUCAGCUCCAGACCUCAUCCAAACUGGCAAGGAUGGUGUGCAGAAACUUCCCCCUGGAACGCACCGUUGACUUCCUGAUGGCCAUCAAGGAGACCUUGCGGAAAGGCAAAGGAAUGCGCGUGCGUGCAGCUGGGAAGUGGAUGAUCACCUUUCUGCAGAUGUACGGGAAGGACAUCUGUCGGGAC
This is a messenger RNA of Lagopus leucura (white-tailed ptarmigan), 609 nucleotides long. Its product is annotated as maestro heat-like repeat-containing protein family member 2B. The transcript has 5 exons. Lineage: Eukaryota; Metazoa; Chordata; Aves; Galliformes; Phasianidae. Gene Ontology annotation, cellular component: cytoplasm. The record is from RefSeq and is a predicted model, not a curated record. The annotation marks the transcript as partial.